AUGGUCCAUCAACAACUGGAAACGAUGAAUGGAGGAGCACUUAGUCCAGCCUCCUCGACCGAUAGCAAUGGAUUCCCAGUAAAAGACAGCGACGCCAUCAAGCUCUUCGUUGGCCAAGUAAGCAAGCUCCAAACGCAAUGUCUCGCACGAUCUCAGUCAAAUGCAAGAUUCAUGCCUAAAAAAUCAAUGAUUUGGAAACGAGACAUGAAUAUUCCUCGCAAUCUUGAAGAAAAGGAUCUUCGUCAUUUGUUUGAAUCGUUUGGUAAAAUUUACGAGUUCACCAUUCUCAAAGACAAAUAUACAGGCCUGCAUAAAGGCUGUGCAUUUCUGACGUACUGUCAUCGCGAUAGCGCAAUAAGAUGUCAGUCGGCUCUUCACGAUCAGAAGACACUUCCCGGUAUGAAUCGGGCAAUGCAAGUGAAGCCCGCUGAUAGUGAAAGUCGUCCAAGUUCGCCAAAAAAUGCCGAGGAACGGAAGUUGUUCGUCGGAAUGUUAUCAAAACAACAGAACGAAGACGACGUUCGAGCCCUGUUUGCACCUUUCGGAGCGAUCGAUGAGGUUACUGUAUUACGUGGUGCUGACGGUCUUUCAAAGGGAUGCGCUUUUGUGAAAUUCGCAGCACAUUCACAAGCUGCGAUGGCAAUCAAUGCGUUGCACGGUAGUCAAACAAUGCCAGGCGCAUCUUCUUCAUUGGUCGUCAAAUUCGCAGAUACGGAAAAAGAACGUCAGCUACGGCGAAUGCAGCAAAUGGCUGCUCAGAUGGGCCUUUUGAAUCCCGUUCUCAUCAAUCAGGCUGGUAUUUACAAUGCUGCCUAUCAACAGUUGAUGCAACAACAAGCCACUCUUGCUGCAGCACAAUCAACCACCACUGCUGCAUAUUUUCCGGUAGCCGUUGCACCGCAUUCAGCGGUACUGUUUUCAGCAUUUCAUUUAAUUUGGUUUCAGCUGAGCGGUCUCACUGCUGCAAACGCAGCAGCAAAUGCGGCAGCGUUUGUGAGUCCGCCUUCGUUACAACCGCUCUCGGCAUUAUCUUUACCUGCACAAUCGACUUCGUUACAGGCACUUUCUGCCUUAGCGCAAUCCUAUACACCGAACGAAUACGCGAAUGGUGUUGCACAGUACACACCACCCACAACGGUUUCAACGGCAGGUGAAACGAGUGCUUAUGCACUACCGACGGCUACAUAUAAUCAGCUCGUUAAUUUUGAACAGCAAACAAAUCCCUAUAAUCAAGCUUUGCAACAAGCGAUUGUUUUACAGCAAGCAGCUGCUCUCUUUCCCGGAACUCAAAAAGAAGUUCUUGGACCAGAAGGCUGUAAUUUGUUCAUCUAUCAUUUGCCGCAAGAGUUUGGUGAUACCGAACUUAUGCAGAUGUUCAUGCCAUUCGGUCAUGUUAUUAGUGCUAAAGUGUUCAUCGAUCGUGCAACGAAUCAGAGCAAAUGUUUCGGCUUCAUCUCGUACGACAAUACAGCUUCUGCGAUGGCAGCAAUUCAAGCGAUGAAUGGCUUCCAGAUUGGCAUGAAACGCCUGAAAGUGCAACUGAAACGUCCGCGAGAUAAACCGUAUUGA
This is a messenger RNA of Anisakis simplex (herring worm), 1569 nucleotides long. The record is from the annotation of a GenBank genome assembly. NCBI's taxonomy places the organism in Eukaryota, Metazoa, Nematoda, Chromadorea, Rhabditida, Anisakidae.